Medicago truncatula (barrel medic) is the source of this 2814-nucleotide messenger RNA. RefSeq names its product BTB/POZ domain-containing protein At3g44820. The coding region runs from base 305 to 2209 and encodes 634 amino acids. NCBI's taxonomy places the organism in Eukaryota, Viridiplantae, Streptophyta, Magnoliopsida, Fabales, Fabaceae. The record is from RefSeq and is a predicted model, not a curated record. Gene Ontology annotation, molecular function: protein binding. The transcript has 4 exons.
UUUUUUCUUUCUUCGUAUAAAGACACAACACAUAGUAACCCUCACGUCGCUGUUUGUCUCUCUUCUUCUUCUUCUUCUUAUUAUUAUCAUUCCUUUCUUCUCCCUUCCCUUCCCUUCAUUCAUACUUUUUUUUUUAUUUAAAAAAAUCCAUAAUAAUUUGUAAGCAACCACGAUGAUAGAGUAACAGAGUAUUCGGUAAGAAAUUAAGUGAAGUCUGGUAAAAAAAAAUGAUUAGUAUUUAACUGAAUUCCAAACAUUUGGUUAAAAAAGAAAAAAGGAGGGUAUUUAUUUCCUUUGCUUCAAAAUGGCUCCACCUGGGAAGCUUUCUGGGUUUCAUCUUCAAGGUCAUCACUGGUUUAGUGAUUCUGGGUUGCCAAGUGAUAUUACUGUGUCUAUUGAUGGUGUCAAUUUCCAUCUUCACAAGUUUCCUCUUGUUUCAAGAUGUGGUAAAAUUGCCCGCACCUAUGAAGAUUCCAAGAAUACCUAUGAGAAGAACCUGACAGUGGUGCUGGAAGAAUUUCCUGGGGGUCCUGAAACUUUCUUGAUUGUGGCCAAAUUCUGUUACGGGUUUCGUGUAGAGCUGACAGCGAAAAAUGUAGUAUUAGUCCACUGUGCUGCAGAAUACCUUGAAAUGACGGACGAAUACGAAGAAGGCAACUUGUUGACAAAGUCAGAGAGCUUUUUCCAUAAAAAUAUAUUGCGCAACUGGAAAGAUUGUAUUUUGGCUCUCCAAAGCUCUGAGCCUAUUCUAUCAAGAGCUGAAAAUCUUAAUUUAGUGGAUAAAUGUUUAAACGCUCUAUCUAUGAUGGCUUGCACAGACCCGAGUUUAUUUGGAUGGCCGAUGAUGAUGUAUGGGAGUUUUCAGAGCCCGGGUGGAAGCAUUCUUUGGAACGGUAUAAAUACAGGCGCUAGGAUUCGGACCUCAGAAUCCGAGUGGUGGUUUGAAGACAUCUCAUAUCUCAGUGUCAGGUUGUUUGAGAGCCUUAUUAAGACAAUGCGAUCGAGAGGUAUGAGACCCGAAAGCCUUGCAGGUGCCAUAAUGUAUUAUUCUAGGAAGCACUUGCCAGGUCUCGGUCGGUGGCAGGGUGGACAAGGUGGCAAAACAAGAACAGUUGCGAGUUUUAGUUUGACGCCUGCUAGUGCUACUGUUGAUCAGAGGGUUCUUUUGGAAAGUAUUGAGAAACUUCUUCCUCAAAAGAAGGGAAAAUCUUUUUGCCGUUUCUUACUUGGACUUCUUCGUGUAGCUUCGAUAUUGAAUGUUGAUCAAGCUUGCAAGGAAUCUUUGGAGAGAAGAAUAGGGAUGCAAUUGGAACUUGCAACAUUAGAUAGUCUUCUCAUUCCUGCUUAUGCAGAUUCGGAUGCAUUGUAUAACACAGAUUGUAUUGAAAAUAUUGUCCAUCAUUUUGUACUUACGGAAUCAAAUUUAACCGCCUUUUCUCCUUCAUCGCUAGAUCCACAAGCAUCAUCGUCGUCUGAAUCGUUAAGGAAAGUUGCGAAGUUGAUAGAUAGCUAUAUUGGUGAAAUUGCGUCUGAUGUUAAUUUAAAACCAGAAAAGUUACGUGCUCUUGCACAAGCCCUCCCCGAGUCAUCGAGAUCAUUGCAUGACGGACUCUACCGAGCAAUAGACAUAUAUUUCAAGGCUCAUCCUUGGCUCUCUGAUAACGAGAAAGAAGAAAUAUGCAACAUCAUUGAUUACCAAAAACUCUCAAUCCAUGCAUGUGCUCAUGCAUCUCAAAAUGAUAGGUUACCCCUCAGAGUUGUUCUUCAAGUCCUAUUCUUUGAACAGCUGCAUUUGAGAACAGCAUUAGCCGGAUGUGUCAAUGCUUUGGAUGGUGAAAGCGCUCCAGCAGUUCCUGCUCAAUCGACUGCUCGACGUGGUACGGCUGGAGAAAUUGUACAAAGAGAUGGAUGGGUUGCGGUUGUGCGUGAAAAUCAGGGUUUGAAGGUAGAUAUGGAUAGAAUGAGUACUAGAGUCGGAGAACUUGAAGAAGAAUUCAGUAAAAUAAAAAAGGAAAUGAAAACCGUGACCAAAUCUCACAGUGCGCGAGGUUCUCCUCGGUUACUUGCAAGAAAACUCGGGUGCAAGCUUGUUCCUAGAUUUUCAGAUGCUCAACCUGAAUCCCUCGAACGUUCUGUAUCCACACCAAGAGCAUCAGUCGAGCGUGCACGCCGUUCCCAUAAGUCCAGACACACAGAAAGUUUUUCUUGAGAAUCAAGAAACCAUAUUUCCUCUUUAUUUGCAUUUAUUCAUAUAUACACAUUGUGUGGUUUAAAUUUUUUUGUACGUCGUGGGAAAGGGAAGGAAAAUGUUAAAAUCAUGAUCCAUUAUGCAUUUUUAGUCAAGCAAUUUGCAUAUGUGAACAUUUUCCAUUUCUUUCCUUCGUGUAAAGUUGUUUUUUCUUUGUACAUUUUUCAUAGGCAAUUUCACAUAUUGUCUUGUUUUGUUUGUGUAGGGAUUAGCCCUUGUAUUUAUCCACACAUAGGUUCAUUCUUCAUUUUGACACACUGGCAGUGUAAAUUGUGAAUUUUAGACAUCGAUUGUGAAAGUCAUUGUUGACACCAAAAGAAAGUAUAUUGGAGAUGCAAAAUUUGGAGCUCCCAACUGAAUGUACUUGACAAUGAACACAUUGCUAGUUAUGAUUGGUUGACAGUGUAAAAUCUUUACACCGGCGGUGUAUAUAAAAGAUAUUGCAUUAUUAUAUGUAUAGUUGUGACCUAGUUUAAUAUCUUUGUAAAUGACAAAAGCAAAUAUGGUAUGCUAGUUGGCAAUUGGUCUUUCUGCUUGGACCUGUUAGGGUCGGCAUUUGGGUGUUA